ACCCAGAAUAGAAGCAUCGGUAUCGUUCCUGUUAUUAACUUUUUCUCCAUGUUAAAAAGCCAGAAACAAAAUCAACAGAUGUAAAUUUUAUUUCCCUUUUCUUUCACUCUACCAGCAGACAGUUCAAUUCUAAUAUUUAUAAUCGCCAUCUCUGUAAUGUUGUGUUGUGCUGGUGUUGAUGAUUGUCUUUAAAUUUAAAUUCUGAGAAAUUAGGUUAUGUCGUUAGUGACCUUGAAACAUUUUAACUUUAAUUGAUAAUAACUGAAAUCAAUUUGUCUAAGUUAGACAUCUACGACUAACUACGAUAAUUAAUCCUUUGAUUGAAAUCACAAUUUUAUAUUACCAUGCCUUAUCUCAGUGAUUCCUAACCCUACCUGUUAGUAACAAUGUUGUGCUCCAAAUUGAACUCAAGACUAUUUAUUUCACCGGUGGCUUUCUUGAAGCGAAAUUAUAAGAAGUGUUUACAUGAAUUUGAACAUAAAUCAAACUACUGCUUGUUUACACAAUGCAAAAUGUACAAACAGAAAGAACAAUAUGUACAUAGAUCAUUUAGUUCAACCCAUUUCGCCAGUUCCAUAAAGAGUGAAAUAAUUACUUCAGGUCAAAGUGAAAAUAAUAAUGAAAACGUAUCAAAAACGUUUGUUGAAUCAGAAUCAGAAUUCCAUCAUCAAGUUCUAGAGAGUUUAAAUGCAUAUUCGGGUACAAUAUUUAAGUUAGAUGCCAGCUUUAUUGAGAGGUAUACAAUUACUGACAAAGACUUUGAAGAUAUUGUGGGUGUUGCAGAUUGGGAGAAUAAGUCUCCCUAUGAUAUAGUUGUUAGUUUCAUAUCACUUGCAGUGUAUUCGUCCUCAAAAUUGAAAGUUUCUGUUGAUGAUGAAAGAUUUGAUAAAUUAGUGACUGCGUUUGUUAAAAAGUGUUCUACAUUUACAGAAGAUCAACUAAUAGAUAGCUUAGUGGCAGUUCAGUUUUGGCCUCCGUCAGACCAUGUAAAAAUGCAUAAUUAUCUCCAAAUUUGGAAAGCCCUUGACCAUGUGUGCCAUGAUAGGUAUUUGGAUUGGACUGUUGACAAAAUGCUAUUCAUGAUGGAUUUAUGGUAUAAGAUAAAAUUGAUUAGACUCUCCAACUUUGUAUAUAAGGGAUUAAAUAAAAUAUCAAGGAAAUGUGAUGACUUAACCCACCAUCAGAUGAUACAGACAAUGUUUUACAUGAGCUGUGUUCGUAAGCUCCAUCCAGCAAUUUCCCUUCGAGAAUAUGAACAUUUUAUUCAAAAGCAUAUAACACAGCUAUCAAUAGAAGAAAUUGGAAUAUUCUCAGUGGCUUUUUUUAAGACAAAGACACCCAUUCUCAAUACAAAAAUACUCAUGUACAUCAUGCAGAGGGUUAUUGAAGAAAUGGAUGCCAUUCAAGAGAUCACACUCACAGGUAUCAACAAAGCUCUGCGUCUCUCUCACAAACCGGAGCUCGCUUUCACAACAAAUGACUAUGUGAAGAAGCUGGCUGAGUCAAAGUUGAGGUCUGUGAACCUCAUCAACGCUAUACAUGCUCUGCAUAUCAGCUCCAAAAUUCAGUUCUACAAUGAAGAGCCAAUAACGAUUUUGGCAGAGAAGUUCUGCAGUGAUCCAUCUGCAGCAAGGCUGAAGGACAUGGAGCGUAUUGUGUUCAUCCUCUCUUUGUACAACUUCAUCCCCCCAACAACCCCUGACAUUUUAGACAUUGUAAUGGAAGAACUAGACAAACCACAACACGUGAAAGCUGCAGAGGAGCAUCAUUUGACAAUAUUGUCACUUGUUUAUUUCUUGACCCUUCUUCGGAGAUAUCCUGAGAAACACAUCCAACACCUGCUCAGUGAUGAUACACUACAGAAAAGCUACAAAAAUAAGUUUAUGAUAAAUGUCCAAGCUUUACAAAUUGACUAUAACAGAGUCCUUGAAGGACCUCCAGGAAGUGAUUAUCUCUUGCCACCAACUUUAAGGGAAUACCUUGCCAGGAGAUACUCCCUGUUUCUCCCCGAUGAGAAAUAUGGUAACCUAAAUCAAUAUGACUUGAUGAUGAAGGAGGUGACAGACUUGACAACUGAACUCCUGGGAGGAGAGAAGUACACUCUUGUCACUUAUCCACUGCCACACUUUCAUAGAGCCGAUAUUUUGUUCCGUCUGGAUGACAGCGGACAGUCUGUGCCUAUACCAGACGAGUUGCGCAAAAGGCCGCACUUCAGCGGAGUACUCCGUCCAGAGGAGAGCGGUUGGCGCUGUGUGAUGGUUGGUGGCCGUAAUAUGUACAUGUAUAACGUGCCCAAACUUGUUGGUGAGCAGCAGGCCAAACUGAGACAGCUGAGACUGCUUGGGUAUAUGCCUAUCGUGAUUCCGAGCUUCAAUUGGAAAGGAGAGAAAAAUAAGAAGAACUACCUUAAGCUCAAGUACUUCACUAAACAAUAAUAAACACUUUUUCUGUAA
Messenger RNA from Homalodisca vitripennis (glassy-winged sharpshooter), 2453 nucleotides. Its product is annotated as FAST kinase domain-containing protein 5, mitochondrial. The record is from RefSeq and is a predicted model, not a curated record. NCBI's taxonomy places the organism in Eukaryota, Metazoa, Arthropoda, Insecta, Hemiptera, Cicadellidae. Bases 387 to 2435 code for a protein of 682 amino acids. The transcript is spliced from 8 exons. Gene Ontology annotation, biological process: regulation of mitochondrial mRNA stability.